This is a messenger RNA of Polyodon spathula (Mississippi paddlefish), 1462 nucleotides long. RefSeq names its product transcription factor Sp6-like. Gene Ontology annotation, biological process: regulation of transcription by RNA polymerase II. Gene Ontology annotation, molecular function: RNA polymerase II cis-regulatory region sequence-specific DNA binding; DNA-binding transcription factor activity, RNA polymerase II-specific. The transcript has a single exon. The record is from RefSeq and is a predicted model, not a curated record. The coding region runs from base 205 to 1032 and encodes 275 amino acids. NCBI's taxonomy places the organism in Eukaryota, Metazoa, Chordata, Actinopteri, Acipenseriformes, Polyodontidae.
UCUUUUUGUAUGAAGACUGCUUUGUGCCUCACUGGAAGGAGUCCUCCAUGACAGAGUCUUCUGUCUCCUUCUUCCUGACCUGAUCUCUUCCUCUCCCAGUGGAGUUACAAUGUUAUGAUCGACGCCAGGUGGAGAAUUUAAGCACUUCACAACAGGAGAAACUCCAACAUUCAGCCACCGAAAGUCCUUACCGAGCUCGUGCCCAUGGCCCACCCCCAUGAGGCUUGGUUUAGACCCACCCACUCCAGUGGAAGCAGUGAGGACAUGCCCUCCUGGUGGGACCUCCACUUGGAGAACUCAAGCUGGAUGGACUUCCAGAAUGUCCAAGGUGGCUUCCAGACCUCCACCCAGGCUGGGGGGCUGCAACCCACCAUCGGCACCUAUGGUUCGGAGCCCCAGCUCUGCGGACCCCCUUCCCACCUCCCCCCAGCCGCUCAGCACUACACCCAGGAUGGGUUCAAGCAACUAGACGCCACAGAGCAGGAAUUCCACCCGCUGGAGGAGCCUGUGGGUGUGGGCAACAGGCCCAAGACGCACCGCUGCUCUGCACCACGCAGCUCCGGCCAGACAGCCUGCCUUUGUCCGAACUGUGUGGAGGCAGAGAGGGUGGAACCCUGUGGCAGCAAAGACGUCAAGAGGAAGCAUCUCCACAACUGCCACAUCCCCGGCUGUGGCAAAGCCUACACCAAGACCUCACACUUGAAAGCCCACCUCCGCUGGCAUAGCGGAGACCGGCCCUUCAUCUGCAACUGGCUCUUCUGCGGCAAUCGCUUCACCCGCUCGGACGAGCUCCAGCACCACCUCCAGACCCACAACGCCGCCAAGAAGUUCACCUGCACUAUCUGCAACCGGGUCUUCAUGCGGAACAACCACCUCACCAAGCACCUCCGGACCCACAAGGGGUCCAAGGAGGAGAGGGAGGCAGUGGCCAGCACUGGCAGCAAGGGCUUCGAGCCAAACCCUGACGCCUACCUCAAACCCAAACCUGAGCCCAGCACCAUGCCUGGGUGGAGCAGCCAUACCAACUAUUGACGACAACCAGACAAGCCCGCGAAAGUGAUGAAAAUACAUCAAAGGGUUCCGUAGUAAUCUUUUUUUAGACUAGCGUUCUAGUCUACAAGGUAAAUAAGGCAUGCCUCAAUAGCUAUACGCUGUACAGACUUUAUUAGAGACUGGCGGUGACUAGAGAUUUAUAUAGUUUGACACAUUUUUUUAUUGCUUUUUUAUUGCUUUUCUUUUUUUAAUGAGGCACUUAAAGGUUUGUUUUUUUCCCUCCAAGAUGAUUAAAGUCCCACUGCCAAUCAAGAUUCUACUUGUCCCUUUUUUCUUCUUUUUAAUAAAUCUUACAACAGUAGAUGGCAUUGUGGCUACAGCCUAUCCAGUCUGGUUUACUUUCAAAUCAAUCUAAUGAACUGUGCACCGACUGUGGCUCACAAACUGAAAUAAUUAGUGAAAAAACAAA